Ilex paraguariensis (yerba mate) is the source of this 432-nucleotide messenger RNA. The record is from the annotation of a GenBank genome assembly. Lineage: Eukaryota; Viridiplantae; Streptophyta; Magnoliopsida; Aquifoliales; Aquifoliaceae.
AUGGCCUACUCUUCCAAGCUUAUUCUCACAGGCGCAGCCUUGCUAGCAUGUUUCAUGGCUUCCGUGGCAAUGGCUCGACCAUUGGGCACUGAAUCAACCCUCCUGGCUCGGCUAAAAUUAGACGGUGAAGAGAGCUCCUCGAAUUGUUGGGAGUCUCUCUUUCAGCUCCAAUCCUGCACAGGUGAGGUCCUAUUGUUCUUCUUGAAUGGAGAAACCUAUCUAGGCACUGGCUGCUGUCAUGCCAUUCGAGUAAUCCAACACGACUGCUGGCCCACCAUGCUCGGUUCUGUUGGCUUCACCGCCGAGGAAGGCGACAUCCUCCGUGGCUACUGUGAUGCAGUCGACUCUGGCUCUGCCCCUACACCACCAACACCACCACAUGCAGUGCUGCCCAAUACCACUACCUUCCAUGCAGCGGUUCCAUCAAGUUAA